Labrus mixtus (cuckoo wrasse) is the source of this 2112-nucleotide messenger RNA. It is a transcript of the gene tfam, whose product is annotated as transcription factor A, mitochondrial. The record is from RefSeq and is a predicted model, not a curated record. The transcript has 7 exons. NCBI's taxonomy places the organism in Eukaryota, Metazoa, Chordata, Actinopteri, Labriformes, Labridae. The coding region runs from base 198 to 1073 and encodes 291 amino acids. Gene Ontology annotation, molecular function: transcription cis-regulatory region binding.
UAUCCCACAAUGCACCGGGAGGGACUCAAGGCGCCUUUUGCAGCGCCUGCAUGUCAACAAGCAAAAAAGGGGAGAGACACUCUGCUUCAUUUAAAACCGUCCCAUGCAUGAAUAUAACGAAGACUGUAUUUCCUGGGACAGUACUUGUGUAUUUCAUUUGUUCGCUUUGAAGGCUUUUAAAGUUCCUGAAGGCCGACAUGGCUCCGUUCAGCUUCAUGUCAGCGAGCUUUAGCUUGUUGACGAAGUCCUUCAAUGUCUUCUCCAACACCAGCACCCUGACGAGGUGUACCAGUGUUUUCCAGACUUCAUUCUUCAACCACGUGAAGUGUCUUAGUUCUCAAGCCAGUGGGCCUCCAAAGAGACCUCUAAAUGGAUACAUGAGAUUUGUUCUGCAACAGCAGCCAGUUGUGACGAGACAAAACCCAGAAGUCAAAGCUGUGGACAUCAUCAGGAAGAUCGCCCAGCAGUGGAGGACACUGAGCCCAGAGCAGAAACGGCCUUUUGAGGACGCCUCUCUUCGGGCCAGGGAACAGUUUAAAAUGGACCUUCAGCAUUACCAGGCACAGCUGACUCCAGCACAGCUCCAGCAACAAACCCUGGAGAAGAAGCAGAAACUGGCCAAGAGGAGGGCCAUUCGCAAAAAGAGGGAGUUAACCAACCUUGGGAAGCCAAAACGUCCACGAUCCUCAUUCAACAUUUUCAUGUCGGAGCACUUUGAGGAAGCCAGAGGAAAAACAAUCCAGGACAAGAUGAAGUCACUGAGGGACGACUGGAGGAAUCUGUUCACUCAUCAGAAACAGGUCUACACGCAGCUGGCCGAGGACGACAAAGUCCGCUACAAGAACGAGAUGAAGUCGUGGGAGGAGCACAUGGUGGACAUCGGACGAGAGGACGUGAUCCGAGAGCAGACGCUGUCCGCCCACAGAAAGGCCGCCGCUCAAAGCAAGCCAGCGAAGAAGAAAGCUACGGCUCAGGCUAAACCAGCGAAGAAGGCUGCAGCGAAGUCCAACACGACAAGGAAGACGAGCAAAAGUAGCACCGCAAAAACUGUCAGGACAACGAAGAAGAAGUAACGUGUUAAAGUCUACUGAGUUUAGAGAGGAGAAGUGUUUGAGUGACAGCUAGAGGAAAGUUGAGAUGACGGAGGGAGACGCUCCACCUGUUUCAAAAGGAUCCCAGCUGGAGGUUAAACGGAGACAAAGCUUUUACCAAAUUCAGACAGAUAAAACUACAACUCCCUGUUAAUGCCUCAUUCAGUGAAAUCUAAUCAGACAAAGAAAACAAAAAAAGCAAGAUUAAUACAGUCAACAUAAACACACACUGGCUCUGUUUGAUAGGUUAAGAAAACAAGUGACCUGAUGAAAUGUAAGGGAGAAGUGUUAACGUGAAUGUAGAAGGCACUGAUAACCAUUUUGUACCUUUUAUUUUUUGUUUCAUAGAUCUGGGUUUAACCACUGUAAAAAUGUUCAAGAAAAUAAAAGUUAACGGUUUCUGUCCCAAAAAUAUCAAACCUUUUCUAUUUUUGGUGUUAAUGCAGAGAAAAGGUCAGGAGGUACGCUGGGUUUGUGGCUCUCAGCUUCGAGCACACAAGUUCCUACUGGAGAAAAAACAUCUCAAGAGCUCCUCACAUAUGUAAAGAAGCUCCAGGCAUUUCCCUAAAUAGCUUGAUGCUAGUUUUUAGCAAACACGAGAUGUAUUUUGGGGUCAUGAAGAAAUAAUAAGUAUAAAUACCAGCAUCUAGAAAGUGUUGGCUGUGUAAGUAUUCUCUCCACAGGGCGGCGGCUCAGUAUCCCUGGAUGUAAAGGUUCAGACAGCACUUCCUCUAAAGAGCAGAUAGAAUCAUGGGUUCCCAUCAUGCAGCCAGGAUCAACUCGUCGAACCUUUCAUCCUUAAGUUCAGCGUAAGCUUGUACUGUUGCAACACCCCUGAACUGUGAAAAGUGACCGUUUGUCUUUCAGGACAUCAAUCACAUUUUGACUGACUUUUUUUGUAUUUUUAAGAAUUAUGCAUUGUACCGGUCGAGCUUUGUAUGAGUUGCUUUUUUUCUGUUACCAGCUGUAAAAACAAAACAAACUGUUAUAGCGGAUAAUAAAACGUGCUUUUUGUUCCCAG